CGCAUGCUCAGUAACUGCACUGUUGUUAAUUGACUUUUCUUCUCUUCCAGUCAUUGCAUCAAUGGCUUUGAUCCGUGUUCUAAACACAGCUCUGCUGUCUUUGCAACAAACCCUGAGAAAUGGCCCUCAUCUGCAACACAGCGGGGCUUGCAGGCUUCUAUCGUCUUCAAUGCCUGCCUCAGAGAAAAAGACAGAACCCAAAGAAAGUAAAGGUCCCACCUUUAACUGGCAAGAUGCCCUUAAUUUGGAAAGUCAACUGACAGAAGAAGAAAUUCUGAUCCGUGACCAAUUUCGGGAUUAUUGUCAAGAAAAACUUAUGCCUCGUAUAUUACUGGCCAACAGGAAUGAAGAUUUUGACCGUGAAAUAAUGAAUGAAAUGGGAUCAUUAGGUGUUCUUGGUCCGACAAUCAAAGGUUAUGGAUGUGCUGGUGUUUCAUCUGUAGCAUAUGGUUUGAUUACAAGAGAAUUGGAAAGAGUAGAUAGCAGUUACCGUUCAGCAAUGAGUGUCCAGUCAUCCCUGGUGAUGCACCCCAUCAAUGAAUACGGAACCGAAGAACAGAAAGCCAAAUAUUUACCAAAAUUAGCAACUGGAGAGCUGAUUGGUUGUUUUGGUCUGACAGAACCAAAUCAUGGAAGCGAUCCAUCUUCAAUGGAAACGGUAGCUAGAUAUUCUCCUUUAGAUGACACAUAUAUUCUAAAUGGAUCCAAAUCCUGGAUUACCAGUUCCCCGAUUGCUGAUGUGAUGGUUGUAUGGGGAAAGUCAAAGAGUCACAAUAACAGGAUUAAAGGUUUCAUUCUGGAGAAAGGUAUGCCCGGUUUGACAGCACCAAAGAUCGAGGGCAAAUUCUCACUGAGGGCCAGCAUUACUGGACAAAUCGUAAUGGAAGAUGUUGUUGUGCCAAGCUGCAACCUUCUCCCUGCUGUUUCUGGUCUCAAAGGUCCAUUUGGAUGUUUGAACAAUGCUCGUUAUGGCAUUGGAUGGGGGGUUCUUGGAGCAGCAGAGUUCUGUCUUGAAACAGCACGACAAUACACAUUGGACAGGAUCCAGUUUAGCUCUCCACUGGCUAAGAACCAGUUGAUGCAGAAGAAAAUGGCUGAUAUGUUAACAGAGAUCAGCCUUGGACUUCAGGCUGCCAUCCAGGUUGGUCGACUGAAAGAUGAAGGAAAGUAAGUGGACGGCUCUUGAAAAGCAUCAA
Molecule: messenger RNA, 1196 nt
Organism: Octopus sinensis (East Asian common octopus)
Lineage: Eukaryota; Metazoa; Mollusca; Cephalopoda; Octopoda; Octopodidae
Product: glutaryl-CoA dehydrogenase, mitochondrial
Exons: 9
Coding region: 62-1171 (369 amino acids)
Biological process (GO): fatty acid beta-oxidation using acyl-CoA dehydrogenase; fatty-acyl-CoA biosynthetic process
Cellular component (GO): mitochondrial inner membrane
Molecular function (GO): glutaryl-CoA dehydrogenase activity; fatty-acyl-CoA binding; flavin adenine dinucleotide binding
Source: RefSeq, a predicted model, not a curated record